GGAAAAAGCUGGGGCGGCGUCGGUUUGGACGCGGCGCGCGCAGCCCCCGGCCGCGGCCGGACGAUACGAAGGCAGCAGCGAAGCCGCCGCAUCAAACGUACCGCGUAUACGAUGGGGGGCAGCGGCCGGUCGUCGAUUGGCAGACGCUACGCCGCCGACUGUGGCACACGUGACAACAAGUUCCUCUCGCGGGCCGCGGCCGUCGCGACGCGCCGCUACUAUAGGCCCGGGAAGACGGUCGAUGGCGAGCGGCACCCGUUCUCCAUGUGCGACGACUUUGGCUGUCAUGCGCUCCGCGGCCUCGAGCGGCGGCCGCUCAUAAAGUAUGGGGUGGGCGCGGAUUUGUACUUCAAGGGCCUCAAGGCUCUAUCGUGCAUCUUCUUUCUCGUCUCGCUCCUCUCGCUCCCUUGCAUCCUCGCGACGUACACCGCGUCGAGGGAUGAUAACCGGGACGCGGUCUUACAGCAGCAGCCGCCCCAGUUCUUCUACUACGCUUCUUUAGGAGCCUGGGGUGCGGCAACGACAGUGCCCUGCGGCGAAGUCACGGAAGGUACUCUUGAUUUGAGUUGUCCAGCCGGCGCAGUUAUGAAAGACAUACGAGCCUACUAUGGUACAGUAACGGGAUCGUGCACCUGCCCCGAGACCCACAAGCCGGAUCUGAAUGGAGCGUGCCCCGGCGCGCCGUCCUCGAAGACGCGGUGCGGCGGCAAGCCGUGCUUUUCCGGUACUACGCAGUUUGGGGAGGCGUGCUGCGCUUCGCAUGCCUAUGAAGACGGCCGGCCCGACUUCCGAGAUGUAGAACCAGCAUCUGGGGAGUGCGCCUCGUCCUCUAUACAGGAAGUGGCUCAAAACUCGUGUCUCGGGCAACGAAAAUGUUCCCUCGACGCCGUACCGCUGAACUGCUCGUCCACAAGACUUGUAGCGUACGCGACCUGUGUCGAACCGAAACUCCGCAUCCUGGGUGCUAUCCGGGCGUCGCGCGCGGCCACGUCGCAAGUGUUGAGUUGGCUCGACGCCCUCGGAGCCGCCCUGUUAUUAGCGGGCGGCCUCUUCCUCUCGACGCGGGAACGAAGGGCCCAGCUCCAGUACGGGAGGUACGUGCGCUGCUCGAGCGCCUACACCGUGGCCAUCACGCCGUCGUCGCUACCGAAGAGGCCGAAAUCACUGGACGCGCUCGACGAUGGGUUGAGAAACCACUUCGCGCGAGUGCUAGAAGCCAAAGUGGUGGACGUGAAUUUUUUUUGUGAGUAUACGCGGCGGACGAUCAAACUGUGGCGGCAGCGAGGAGCGUUAGCCUUAGAAGUCGACGCCGCGGACGCGCGGAGCAAGCUACACCUCGAAAGCAGUAAGAGAGAUAGGAAGGCGCGCUUCAAGUUCGACGAAAGUCAGAGAUUGAUCGAGGAGGACGCGCAACGAGAGAAAGGCCGCGUCGUGGCCUGUUAUGUCACGUUCGACACCGAGGCCGAUAGAGCCAAGUGCCUGGAGACGUACGCUUCCCGGACACUCUGCCAGCGCCGCCAUUUGCGGUUCUGUGGGCGUAGUCUACGCUGUAAAAAGGCCGCCGAGCCGCGCGAUUUAAGAUGGGAGCACCUCGGUCAAUACAACCUCAUCAGACGAGGUCUAGUAUUAGUGGCCUUCUGUCUCCUGUUACUAUUGUCGUCGGCGGCCAUCUAUCGGUCGCGGAGCUGGAAGGUCCAAAGGGAACGGAGGCACCCGACGCCUGAGUGUUACUUAUUUAGGGGCAAAGAUCGCAUCAGGUAUAAAGGCGCCGAAGCUCAUAUCAUAUCUUCCGGUAUUGGUACUUUAUCGAUGGCCGACGUCGUCCAAGAUGAACUUGGAGAGAGGAGGGGCUACGUCGAGUGUUUUUGUGGUAGAAUCCUCAGCGAGCGAGGGUUAAAAUACACGCGAAACUACGAAUUCGAGACCCCAGAUGGCUCAGAAAGAUAUUGUAGGAGAUGGAUCACGCGGAAGGCCAAGACCUACGGGGUUUAUGGCGGCGCCGUCGCGUUUGUCGUAUUGGUCGAGCUCGCGAUGGAUUACGUGGCGGGUUUCCUGACGGAGUACGAGCGCUACGCGUCGCGAUCGCAACAGUCGGUCGCCCACGCCCAGAAGCUCGCGUUCCUGAAGGUCGUGAACGCGGCUGUUUUGAUAGUACUCAUCCAUGGCAACCUCAACGCGUUCCCCACUUUACGUAGAAAAGCGGAGCGGAAGACGUCGUUCUUCGGGUUCAUGCGCGGGAGUUAUGCCGAUUUCGAUGCGGGGUGGUACGGCACGGUCGGCGUGGCGAUCAUGCUCACGCUUGUAUUAUCUUGGUUAUCUGAGUUAGCAUGCUAUCUCAUGUCUUUCAUAGCCUUCCACAUCAGUGCGUGGAGAGAUAGGUCCUACACCUGCGAUGUAACAAGAACAAAGCAGCUCACGCAGGAAGGUUUGAAUAGAUUGGUCGUCGGCCCUCCAAUGACGUUCGAGGCUCGGUACGCCUCGCUAGCCAAGGUCAUCAUGUGUUCUACGCUAUUUUCGAGUGGAUGUCCACUACUCAACGUCUUUGCCUUACUCUACUACUCUACGCAAUACCUCGUCGAUAAGUUCCUCUUCACAAAAUUUUACGCGGCGCCUCCUACCAUGACGAACGCCCUGGCUUUGUUGCUGUCCGAACUCAUCCCCAUCAUGAUCGCCGGCCGUUCAAUCGUGGCGGCCUGGAUGUGGACGGCGCCGUCGUUGAUCGGCGAUGAUGCUGAUGAUGACGAGUUGCUACUCAGUGCCUGGGCCGUGGCUCGUAAACGCAUAGACCACGCGAACGCGCUGCCGCACGUCGUCUUGGUUAUUGCGGUAUUACUCAUGGAAUUAAGGCGACUCUUGAAGUGCCGCUGUACAUCAGUAGACGACGAGGAUGAUAAUGACACGACGUACUUCCGAGCUAUUCGGACGGCGACCUUGGAGCGGCGCCUCGCCGAGAAGACGCUCAAGCCCCGUAUUCUAAAUGAAUAUCGGGACGAAUUACGACGAAGGAAACAUCAGCCAGUGACGGAGGAGCCGCAGUUCCAGACGCUCGAGAGCUACGACCUGCGGGCGUGUCCCGUCUACGCGGGCGAGUUCGCGCUUGAUAGUAGAGCGGUGCGCCGCGUGGAUAACCGGCGGAGCGUCGGCGGCGACGAGCGCGGCGCGGCGCGGACGUCGACCGGAGGGGCCUUGGCGUCGUUCCGGACGUCCUUCGGGCGCGGCCGCGAUUCGUUGGAGUCGGCGUUUGAUGACGAGGAGGAGGCGUGUGCGUCGUCUAGUGAAUCCGAGGACGAGAUUUAUGUCGAGGAGACCGAGCCCGACGACGACCACCGCCGCUCGCUCGCGCACCGACGGAGCGUGGGCCGCCGGCCGCGCGCGACGCUGGGGCCGCACAACGAGGUCGCGUGGCACGAGCGCUGGGCGCGCGACGACCGGCGCCGGUCGAAUGGCGCGUCGGAGCGCCCGGCCUGGGACGUCGGUCUCCCCAAUAUUGACCUGCGCUCGCCGCCGCGGCCGCCUUCUCCCGAAUCCGUCGCCGCCUUCUCGGAUGAGGAACAGGUCUUCUCGCCCGAGGUCGCGGUCGUGGUCCCUCGGGCGGUCCGGGAAGCCCGUCCGCCACCACCAGAUGACCUGGCCGUGGUCGAGGCGGGCGAGCGGGUUUGAUUGAUUAACAGUGUGUUGAUUAUGAA
Messenger RNA from Pelagomonas calceolata, 3686 nucleotides. Lineage: Eukaryota; Pelagophyceae; Pelagomonadales; Pelagomonadaceae. The record is from the annotation of a GenBank genome assembly.